GAUUAGUUGUUGUCAUUGUUUACCUAUGUCGAUUGACUUAUAAAUACAUUUCGGAGAAAGGCAGAGACGGUCCGAAAAAAUGGAAGGACACGUGCGAUAUUGAUGUCCAAGACCAAUGCAAUGGCAACGAAAGUUCCACAUUUACCCCUGCAUGAGAAGGCCAGGAUCUAUAAGCGGUUGAUGCUGGUUUUCCUUGUGGUCUACAUACUUGAAGGAGUGGCCUCUUUCAGCAUUGGCGUCUGGCUGCUUGCUCGAUUUCAUGUAGUGAGCAACUGUUUUAUUAAUUAUCAAAUUAGUGCCGCGAGUUCUUUGAUCCUUGUAUCCGGCGUGCUCACCAUAUGUGUAUGCUCUUUUGGUGUGGUGUCUACCUCCAAAGCGGAGAAUACACAGUGCUUACGGCCCUUUCUCAUCUUUCUUGUGCUUCUAGUAGCGCUGGAGCUAUCUGCCGCCAUUGUUUCAACGAUCGACCAACAUAAGCUUGAUGACAAAACUUUUCACAACAGUAUGAGUACGACUCAUUGGUCCAUCAGCAACGAAAACGACGAAGAAGAACAGAAAGAAGAACUCGAAUGCUGGACAGAAGUACAGAAGAGAUUCCGAUGUUGUGGCGUGGAUGGCUAUCGAGAUUGGAUCAGCGACACUUCAGAUACGUACAAUUUUUCACAGAGUAUAUCUACUCUAGCUUUAGACAGCUGCAGAUGCGAAUUAAAUUGGAGAGAGAAGGAACGAAAGUGCAUAGAAGUCAAUGUGACGCUUGGAACCAAUGUGAGCAACUACGGUGUGUUUGCAAGUCCGUGUCACGACGCCUUGUACAGUGCCAUUACGACUCAGACGACUUUGAUAAGAUGGUUCUGUCCAAUUCUUGUUAUAUUACAAGUUGUUGCAUUUGCUUUUAUUUUCUGGUUCUUCUCAAAGGUACAGAAAGCAAAUGCCGUAGAAGUUUACGGAGUAGGUAACAGGAAGAGUACAACCGACCCGGAACCUCCUAUCAUCUUUUCGGUCUCGAAUGAUAGACGGUCCAGCAGUUAGACUGUGCUCAAUGACUCCGCUGGAUAUGCGUUACUGUUGGUACAUCGAACCAACAUGUGGUUAUUGCGUUACAACGUCUUUUUCAAUGAGCGUCUUAUGAGUACAGUAUUUAACCCUAUACAGAUAGUUAGGAUCCAAGAUCAUGUUUGACUUGUUUUGGCCAUAAUCUCCUGCCGUAAAAAAAUUCUAUGUUUUAAUGUGGUGACAAUAUUUUAAAACCUUUCUAUAUAUAGAAGUAAACAAUACGUGCCAUAACAUCGCCAUUUAAACAACUGUUUCAUCCAUACAAGCACCUGGGGUUUUCACCUUGGGACAACAACGUCUGGUUCCUAUCUAAAAUACAGAUGUAUCAUCAAACCGAUCAACUCCGUCUAAUUUAAUCGGGUGAGCUCGACGCUUGAGAUAUUUUAUGCAACUUAAUAUUCAGAAUCUCAACGCCAGGGGGACGAUUAUGGACCUUUUUUGAGUGACGCUUUGGCAAGGACCACGGAUAUUUUACUGCAAUGUCGUAAAGUGUCCCGAUAAUGAACCGUUACAGAUGAAUACACAUUGAGUGUGAUACUACUGAUGUGUAACUAGCAUUACAGUUUGAAUUGUCUUUCAUUUACUGUUUUAUGAUAUGCUUGUGAAAUCAAACAUUUCAGGUACAUGAUCUGUUUGAAACAGCGUGUCGGAGUGAUAUUAUAUUUUCUUAAAUCGUAACGAAGAACACGGUGGAAUUCAAUACAGUUUCGUGGAUACGUAGCAAGAUCAGUGAAACUCGAUCAUUCACGAAAAUAUCAUAUUUUAUGUUGACGCUAUGUGACGCUGUAUGUACAAGAUGCAGUUACCUGUACUGUUUGAGAUGUAGUCUGAAUGAAAUUCACCCGCGAAAUAGUGCUGGUUUACCUAGAGUUCGCUCGCACACGUAUGUCUCCCUAUUGGAUCACAAAACUGUGCAUUAUCUGUAGAAACAUUAUAGUCAGUGCUUACCAUAAAACAUACGAUCUUGUUCCCUGAAAAUGGCUGGUCCAUUAUUUGUUUAAAAAAGUUUGUUUACAACAUUACUCGAACCAUGCAGAUGAAUUGACGCAGGAAGAGAAAAUUGUUUUUUUUCAUUGGGUUUGAACGAAGCUUGCAUACCACAAUUAAUGUAAAAUAUGUAUUUAAAUAAUCAUAUAUUUAAAGGUCGUUUGCGGCUUAUAUCGUUAAUAUUUUCACUUUUAAAAGAUGUGAAGUAUUGUAUGGUUAUUUCACUUGUGUUAAAGACGUCAUGGAAACAUAUCCCUUAUUCCCAUAAGAAAAAUGAAACUACUAUCGAGGUUGUACUUUUUAAUGUACAUGUAACUUUAUCACAUUUGUCAUUAAUAGACUACGUGUUUAAAACAGAAGAGAGAAUCGCAUAUGAGUUGCGGUAAUGUUAAAACGGUUCAUUGGUCCGGGAUUCAAUUAGUAUCAACGUAUUUGUGGUUGUUAAUUACAGCUAUAUUUAAAAUUGUAAAGGACAAGUUCAUAUAGGGAAGUGCAGGAUUGCACCAGCUGUGGUCGCAUACAGACGCUUUCUCUUGAAUAUUAACUUUAACACGUGACAUUACUGGGGAAGUUACAUUGUGAAUGUUUAACUAAUUGGUAUUACAGUUUUCUCGAUGGCAAAAUAUAACACAUAUAUACUUAGUAUACAGAAUAUAAAAUGAGGUCGAUUCUUCGCUGGUCUACUGGGAACACUGUAUGAAACUCAUUGUGUAACGUGGGAUGUGAUAUAUUAUUGAGUGGAGAAUCCUCGCCUGAGUCGGGGCAGUAUUCUAUAGAAAGGAAGUUUAUGUUAACAAAGAGAUUCCCUUGAAUAUGUAUACAUAAUAAGCCACGAAAUCGAUAAACCUAUUUCCAUUAGCUGUAUUUUAAAUGUAGACUAAAGAUUAAAUUCAUUUAUCCUUAUCACGCAGGGUCGUAUACACAGAAACAUACAUAUUGACCCAUACAUUGUACAUUAUUAGGCAUUAUAUCGUUGGAAAGGGGUUAUGACGUCAGCAACUGUGAAGCGUCGGCCAUGUUUGCUAAUUUUUGCCGUUGUGGUGUAAUAUUUAUUGAACAUGCUAUGAAGAAGCGUCCGUUGUGCAAUUUUAUCAAUUUAACGUGUCUGUUACUAGGACGAUAGCUAAAUGUGUCCGUAACUCGGACAUCAGCUUGAAUCGGCUCCUCAUUAUACAGUUUAUGAUGAUUUAUCUCUUGCAUUAGAAGUUUACAUUGAUGCAUUCCUCACUUAAAUAUUUUACCUUGGGUUGAAUGUGUAUCUUACUGUGAUAUUUUACCUUGGGUUGAAUGUUUAUCUUACUGUGAUAUUUUACCUUGGGUUGAAUGUUUAUCUUACUGUGAUAUUUUACCUUGGGUUGAAUGUUUAUCUUACUGUGAUAUUUUACCUUGGGUUGAAUGUUUAUCUUACUGUGAUAUUUUACCUUGGGUUGAAUGUUUAUCUUACUGUGAUAUUUUACCUUGGGUUGAAUGUUUAUCUUACUGUGAUAUUUUACCUUGGGUUGAAUGUUUAUCUUACUGUGAUAUUUUACCUUGGGUUGUAUGUUCUCUUUAUUUUAUUAUUAAUAUUAAUUUUCAAUGUUAAUAGUCAUGGGACACUUGGAGAUGUUCUCAUUAUAGGAUGUCUUGUACAGGUUAUUGAUAUUUAAUUAUGAAAUUCAGGAAAUAGAUGAUGAAAGACACUUCCUCGUGAAAUAUCCACAAUAUGAUGAUAUUAGGUUUGAACUUUUUUCCAUGGCCAGGGGGAAAAUCCCAGACUUCGCAAUGUUAGACGAGGAAUAGAAAUUCAUCACCAUAAUAAAUUAUAAUAGCAUCCAGACUCAACUUUCAACUUGUUUAUUACAAUAGGCGCAAAGCACAUAUAGAGCAGUGAUAUCAUCUAUUUCAUAGAGUACAGUGCUUUAAACUAGGUGAAUAAUAUAUAUAGUCCAUCAUUAGAAACUACUAUUUAACUUGAUAAUCAUGUAAUUUAAAAGUAUUUGUUCUCUUUCUAUUAUUAUUAAUAUCAAUUUUAAAUUUUAAUAGUCAUUGGACACUUUGAGAUGUUCUCAUUAUAGGAUUUCUUGCACAGGUUAUUGAUAUUUAAUUAUUAUGAAACCACAUGUCCAUCAUCCUGAUAUACUAAACGUUUUCCCUUGGGUAAUGUAUAUAGAUGGAACACAAAAGUAAUGUCUUUUUAUGAGUAUUUUAGGUGAUUUGAUAUGUAUCAUGUGUAUUAAUAGUGUCUCGUAGGUCAGCAUUUGGCCGGAUAUUAAUUCCUGUUAAUGGUUUUUAUAUUGUAUUUGUUUUACUGUGAAUUAAUAUGUGACACUUUAAUAAAAUGUUUUUUAUUAUUUAUUAUGUAUGUAGGCUAUUUCUGUUUUAACCGUGUUGUCUACCUCAUGGUGUCCGGUAAUCUGACUCAUGAUAUUUUGUUUGCUACUUUGACUUGUCUGUAACUCUGAGAUUCUUGGUACGAUAGCAAUUAAUAAUCUGAAAGGAAAUGUUUGCUAAAGAGAGGGUUAUAACUUGUACAUACGAUUUCCAUUGAUAGAGGAUACGGUUUGGUCGAUGUCGUACAAACGUUCCACACGGGGUGCAUAUCAUUCAAUGAUUAUUUGAAUUGUAUGCGUUUAUAAUGGACCGUUCAACUACGUCUAUAUUGUGCAAACAGAAAAUUGUUUACUUUUUUCCCCUUUUGUUUUACAUCACGGAUUGAAUACAAUAAGCAUAAAAUGCAUUUUAGUGUUUUAUAGAUUUUUCUUUGUUACACAUAAAACAUUUGAGUAAUAUAAAAACAUAAAGGUACACAAUUUAUUACAGUGAAUAUUGAUCGUACUUUCUGGUUUUAGUAUCUUAUUAGUCAAAUUAAAUAGCUAAAUAUUGAUCUAAAGUUAUGGGAAAGGUCUCAUCGUAUAUUGGUAAAAUCGUAUUGCCGAUCAAUGUGAUAGUUAUGAUGAUUCAAUCAUAUUAUUGUUAUGUAUUUUAUUCUGUAGUUUUGUAACAAGUUGUUCUAUUGGUCAAUCUCCAUGAUUUAUUUCUAUGAAUCAUUCGCAGACUCUGUGUCAAAGGUCCCGUAUGUAAGCAUACAGUCAGUACCGGACAGUAGUCUGACAUUUACAUGUACUGUGCAGAUAUUGGCUGGUAUUUCGUCAAGUGUUUUCAGAUGUCUAUUUCAAGGCUACACAUGGCAAUAUCAGAUUCAAUCUGUAAGCUUCAAUUUGAAAUUGACAUUUGGAACUGACAUCAGGAAAGUACAUGACAGUGUAUCAUCAAACAUCUGCAGCAUUCGGAACCGUGAAAGUACAUGACAGUGUAUCAUCAAACAUCUGCAGCAUUCGGAACCGUGAAAGUACAUGACAGUGUAUCAUCAAACAUCUGCAGCAUUCGGAACCGUGAAAGUACAUGACAGUGUAUCAUCAAACAUCUGCAGCAUUCGGAACCGUGAAAGUACAUGACAGUGUAUCAUCAAACAUCUGCAGCAUUCGGAACCGUGAAAGUACAUGACAGUGUAUCAUCAAACAUCUGCAGCAUUCGGAACCGUGAAAGUACAUGACAGUGUAUCAUCAAACAUCUGCAGCAUUCGGAACCGUGAAAGUACAUGACAGUGUAUCAUCAAACAUCUGCAGCAUUCGGAACCGUGAAAGUACAUGACAGUGUAUCAUCAAACAUCUGCAGCAUUCGGAACCGUGAAAGUACAUGUACAAACGCCAAUCAACUUUACAACUACCUACAGAGUACUAAGUUUUGCUCUUUUGUUUUAUACUGUUAAAGUUACUCUCCAGGACUCCCUGUAACAACGAACGAUAAUUGAACGCGUUUUUAAUUGUUGCAUGUGUUAAUACGUUGGGCAAUACUUCAUGGCAGAUUGACCAAUACAAUUGUCGUUAUAGCAACCAUGAUUUCUAAUAAAUAACACGCCUGAUUUGAUUUGUACUUCUAGACAAAAUGAAUGCUAAUGUUGCUGUUAAUUAAUUGCCUUUUAAUUUACAAAAUAAAGUGUUUGAUUU
This is a messenger RNA of Mizuhopecten yessoensis (Yesso scallop), 6026 nucleotides long. RefSeq names its product tetraspanin-4-like. The record is from RefSeq and is a predicted model, not a curated record. Lineage: Eukaryota; Metazoa; Mollusca; Bivalvia; Pectinida; Pectinidae. Gene Ontology annotation, cellular component: membrane. The coding region runs from base 103 to 1029 and encodes 308 amino acids. The transcript has 2 exons.